UAUAGAUUUAAUAUAUCAUCUUCACUUAGUUACUAUAUCUAUAGGCUUAGUAACUAAAAUGUGUUCGAUAAUUUAAGUAGUAUAUAUGUAUAUAUGUAUAUAAAUAAUCGAAUAAAUAUGAAAUAAACCAAUCAGAUUUAUUAUAUCUUUAAAUUUGUGUAUCAUUGCAUCAUUGUAAAUUAUACAUAUCAAUAAAUCAAUAAUACCACAGAUACUAAAGAAAACAUUGAUUAUACGAAUAGUUUAACUAGGCUUCUAAGGAUUAUGUUAUUUUCAUUAUAAAUUACUUAUUUAUUAUGGAAUCCGUUUCCCUUGAACUCUUAGACGUUCUACCAACCAGUGUGUUACUAAACGUAUUCCAUGUUAAAAUAUUAGAUCAAUGUGUAAUAUGCAUGGAAAAGUAUUGUAUUGGAGAUGAAGUGAUACGACUUCCAUGUUUUCAUGCAUUUCAUGAUGAUUGUUUUGUAGAUUGGAUUUUAGAGGUAACUUUUAAUACAUCAGAUAUAAUUAUCAGUAUUAAUAUUUUUAAGUGUAGGGUUGUGGAGUCUGCUGAGUUUUAUUGAAAUUAUGAAGACAUCAAUGUUAGACAAUCAUUGAAAAACUGAAAGCACUGAACGAUUGUUUUCAUCUAGUAUGGGACUAGUCAGUAUUGCACAUUCACAAACUCUCAGUAGGCAAUCGCAUCUAGAACUUGUAGUCUUGUGUGCAAACGCUUAAUCUUUAGACCACUGAACUGGCAUUUAGAGGUGUUUAUGUUUAACUUCUAUCAAUACACGGUAUUGACCAACCGUGAGUAACCGUCUUAAGUGGUGUUGUGGAGAUUGCUAAGCAUGCAUUUUCAUGUCACUAUCAGUUUUUGAUUUGCCAAACAAUAAAAACAAGGAAACAUUGAACAGGUGUUCCCACCUAACAUAGCACUCCUCAACAAUACGGAUUCAAGAUCUCACCACAGACCGAGCUUAGGGCCUCAUAGCGAAUGUCACUGGUUUGCACUACUGAGAACUCACACUUGAAUGGAACAGCUGUUAUGUACUCCCAGGUUUUUAGCGGUUGUCUAGUCAAAGUUAGUCAGUAAUGUGAUAUAUCAAAUAAGAUAUGAAAAAUUUCAUUAAUUCGUGGAACUUUCAUCGUUCUUCUGAACGACAUCAUCAGUACGAAGGUAGGACAAUAGUUUGUUUUAACUAAAUGGAAGAAAUCACUUCAUUUGGUCAUAUAAUCUGACUUACAGAUAUAUGGAAUGAGAAUGUAACAGAUUUUAGCGAAAAUAAAAAGACUUUCAGGUAAGUUUAUGAAAUGUAAGGGGUUUCUAGAAUAGUUCUAAUUGUAAAUGAUGUCAUAAUUCAAACUUUUAAAUCCUGAUAAAGAUGAUGAUGUAUUACGGUAAGUUCUACUUACAAACAAAUGAAGGAUCCAUUAGUCUGAACAAAAACAAUCAGGAGCUCUAAAAGAUCGGACGUCUGAUGUAAAUUGAUACUUCGACGUUAAUAAUCCACAUGUCACUAUGUGACAGAGAAGAUGGGACCUUCAAAAUAGGCUUAUAUUCCGAACAGAAAUCAAAACUUUUACCGGAAUUACCUUGAUUAUGUAAUAACAUGCAGUAAACUUGGAACAUGAGUGACCGUCCACCAUUGUCUUCAGUGAGUUACACACUUACAACAGACCUGGAUGAACUCUACUGGUUACUGCUUCUCACUAGAAUUCCAGGAAAUACCUCUUGAAGCCAGGCAUUAGUGAGCAUAUAGUGAUUAUUAUCAGAAAGAUGGCGGUGGACAGUGGCUCGAUUUCAUUGAUCGACUGAAGUUACACACUGACAUCGUUGGAUGCCAGCCCAGUGGUCUAGAUGUUAAACAGUCGCGCGUGAGACUGAUACGUCCCGUGUUCGAAUCCCACGAGGCGGGGUCACUGUUGCACACUGCUUAGGAGUCCCAUAAUAGAACGGAACGACCUUUCAGUGCUUCCAGGUUUUCUAUGGUGAUCUAGCUUUAAUUGACAGUGAGACCUAUGAUUUAUGGACAACCUUUGAGUGGCGUUAAGGUGACCUUGAGAGUAUCCACCUAAAAACUAGAACUAUAAACCAGUGUGAGGAAUUCGAAUUAUGAUUUACAGUUGAUAGUUAAGGUUAAGAAUUAGAUUUCAGAGUUUUCAUCACGAACUGACAUCAGCUAUAAUGCCAAAACUCAAUGGAUGAGUGAAUUUCGCGCCAAAAUCCAAAAUUUUUUUCAUCUUAUCCUUGAUUGGUUCGUCUAUGAAUGAUAAUCUCACCAAUAGAAUAUUGGAUCUUCUACAUUCAUUCUACAUCAUAAUGAUGAUCCAUAUAUUCAGAAUUAUUGAUUUGUAUUUUAUAUAUUUUCAUAUGCAUUUUCUUCAAGUGUUUAGAUUGUCCAAUAUGUCGAUGGCCAGCAUUUGAAUUUGAAUAAUACGAAAAGGGAAUCAAAUGAAUACAAUUUUUAUUCUAAAUUCCAUUGAACUAUCUUCUUCUUAAAGAUGAAUGUACAUAGUUCUUUCAUUUAUUGAGUAUAAAAAAAGAUAUUGAUUUGUUAGAAGAAAAUAUGUUUGAGUUAUAUUUUUAUGAUGAAGAUGGAUAGUUGCUAGGGGUGGAAUCUAGUUUGAUGUAUGUUUCGUCCUAGUUGGGAUUCAUCAGUUGGAUAGACUUGUAUUCCACAGAUGAUGAUCACUUCAGGACUCAAACCGGUUAUCAUUCACUUUGAACGCUACCAUGUUAUCUACUUAGCUAUUGAGUCCAGAUAGUCAAAAGUUUAUACAAUGAUGGAGGGGGUAAAUUUCUAAUUUAUUUUUGUAUUGUUUGUUUGAAUCUUUCCAUUGAUAUUUUGGGAUUGUAAUUGAUCAGUCUUUUGUUAGCAUAUGUGCAUACUGUGAGUAUUACAUUGAUAUUGUCUUAAUUUAGAAGCAUUAUAAGCAAAGAUGGAUAGUGGCUAGUAGUGGAAUCCAGUUUGAUGGGUGUUUCAUGUUUUGCUUAGAAUGUUUGUGAAUUAAAGCAAUAUCGAGGCAAUCCGCACAGGAUGCACAUAUGCCAAUAACAGACUGAUC
Molecule: messenger RNA, 3048 nt
Organism: Schistosoma intercalatum
Lineage: Eukaryota; Metazoa; Platyhelminthes; Trematoda; Strigeidida; Schistosomatidae
Source: the annotation of a GenBank genome assembly